AUGUCCGCCGGUCUUUCACUCUCACGCGCCCUACCGAAGCCGAAGUAUACCGGCGAGGAUGAGGACCUCCCCGCCCACGCCCAGCCGCGCGGCCCGCGCGUCGUGGGCGCCUCCGAAAUCGACCAGACGCAAAUCGUGCUGAAGAAAGCCGGCCCGCCCCCGUACGGCCAGCGCGCAGGAUGGCGACCUCGCUCGCAAGAAGACUAUGGAGAUGGCGGCGCGUUCCCCGAGGUCCCUGUGGCACAGUACCCGUUGGAUAUGGGCAGGAAAAGCACAUCGAGCUCAAACGCGCUCGCAAUCCAGGUCGAUUCAGAAGGAAAGGUUAAAUACGAUGCGAUCGCGAGGCGGGGCCAUAGUGAGAACCGCAUUGUGCAUGCAUCGUUCAAGGACCUUAUCCCGCUGCGGCAGCGUGCUGACAUCGGCGAGAUCUCUCUCGACCGCCCGUCAGAGGACCAAGUUGCUGAGACGAAGAAGAAGACCGAGGAGGCAUUGGCGAAGCUGGUAUCGGGCGCGGUUGCAGCGCAGAAGCCCAAGACCGUUGCUGGCACCACACGCAAGGCGCCGACCUAUGUGCGAUACACACCUGCAAAUCAGAUGGGGGACAAUAGCAAGAAGCAGGACAGGAUCAUGAAGAUUGUGGAGAGACAGGUCGACCCGAUGGAGCCGCCCAAGUUCAAGCAUAAGAAGAUCCCCCGUGGACCGCCGAGCCCGCCGCCGCCGGUCAUGCACUCGCCGCCUCGCAAAUUGACGGCCGAAGACCAGGAAGCUUGGAGGAUUCCCCCGCCGGUCUCUAACUGGAAGAACCCGAAGGGUUAUACCGUGCCGUUGGACAAGCGUUUGGCGGCGGAUGGUCGUGGUAUGCAGGAUGUCACCAUCAACGACAAAUUUGCACAGUUCGCCGAGGCCUUGUUCACCGCGGAUAGACACGCCAGAGAGGAGGUUAAGCAGCGCGCUCUCAUGCAGCAAAAGCUAGCCGAGAAGGAAAAACUGCAGAAGGAGGAGCACCUGCGCUCAUUGGCCAUGAAAGCACGCGAGCAAGCUGCAGGGAGCUCCAGGAGGGAUUCACGAGAUGCCGGUUCCCGCUCGAGGAGCAGAAGCCCUUCCGAAUACUCAUCGAGGUCCGAGAGUGACGGGGAUGAGGCUCAGAGGGAAAGAGAGGAGAUGCGUAGAGAGCGCCGCCGGGAGGCUGAGAAGCAGUUGCGGCAAUCACGCAUGGGAACUGAGCGAAGGAUCCAGAUGAUGGCAAGGGAGCAGAACCGCGACAUCUCUGAGAAAGUUGCGCUCGGAAUCGCAAAGCCGAGUGCGUCGGGGGAGAGCAUGUACGACUCGCGACUGUUUAACCAAACAAGUGGAUUCGACACCGGAUUCAACGAGGAUCAAGCCUACGACAAGCCUCUUUUUGCGGCUCAAGAUGCUCUUCACAGCAUCUAUCGGCCGAAGCUUAACCACGAUGACGACGACGAUAAUGGAGAGACUCUGGAUAAGAUUCAGAAGACUAGCAGGUUCGAGGUGCUCGGCAAAGUCAAGGAGGGCUUCAAGGGCGCGGACACCGCCGAGCAACGUGAAGGGCCUGUUCAGUUCGAGAAAGAUACCGACGACCCUUUCAACAUAAAUCAGAUGAUCUCGGAGGCUACCAAGGGUGCUGCUGGAAGUGGCAAGAGAGGCGUGGAUGAGCCAGACGGCCGGUCUUCCAAGCGGGCCAGGGUUGAAGAUGAUGACUGA
This is a messenger RNA of Lasiodiplodia theobromae, 1722 nucleotides long. RefSeq names its product Transcriptional regulator. Lineage: Eukaryota; Fungi; Ascomycota; Dothideomycetes; Botryosphaeriales; Botryosphaeriaceae. Gene Ontology annotation, cellular component: spliceosomal complex. The transcript has 2 exons. The record is from RefSeq and is a predicted model, not a curated record. The coding region runs from base 1 to 1722 and encodes 573 amino acids. Gene Ontology annotation, biological process: mRNA splicing, via spliceosome.